AUGAAACGAAAGGCCGAGAAACAACAGACUGCUGCUCCCGUCAGCGCCUUUGCUGCGCGCAAAGCUCGGCAGCAACAAGCUCAAAUUGUGACGGCACCGAAGGCUGAGCCAGAGGUUCAACCAGCUGCUGAGCCCCCUUCCAAGCGACCGCGACGAUCGCUCGAGGUUGAUCAGCCCGUCGAGACAAUUUCACCGGAACCUCGAGGCCCGCGAACACGUUCGUCUAAGAAGCAAGAUGCACCACCGCCUGCAGGAAAUGUGAAGGAACGCCAAGUGAAAGCCGUAAAAAAGCAACAGGAAGAAUCUCAGACUGCCGAACUUGAGGAGGAAUCCGAGGAGGAAGAAUCCAAGGGCAACGCGACAGAGGAUGUGCAUGAGAUGUCCGAGAAUGAAGUCGCGUCCGUCGCUGGCGACGCAGAUGGAUUUGAGUCCCCUGCGGAGACACCUGCGGAACUUCAAAAUUUCCCAUUGUCGAAAUCCCGGAUCAACAAGAAAGACAUUGUUUAUGCAGACGACAGUACUCUCUGUGUCCGCAUCAAGGAAAAGAUGAACUUAGUUUUGGUGGGCCAAUACGAUCUUUGGGUGAAACGGGGAAUUGUCAGUGUCAUGGGAGCCAAACUGCACCCUUCUUCGCAAGUGUAUAGAGUGUACGCUCCCUCGACCCACUCUUUGCCCGUCAUCAAGUGUGUUGCUGGUGUUGAUGGGGAGGCUGAGGUGGAAAUCAAGUCCUGCAGCAGCGGUCUCUCUUGCCUCCGGGACCUCUCCCCCCUAUACCAAAGAAUCUGGAACGGACAGAAUACCGCUGCAGACAAGCUCACAUUGAAAGGCGCUUCUCAAGAUUCCCGGCGCACUUUCUCGGUGCUUUAUACAUCAGCAGAUGAUACAUUGAAAAGACACUUGCGCCCUCUUCAUCUCGACAGGAAAUGGAGCGCCUCGAUGAAAGCACUUUCUAUGCGUCAAGGGAAGCUCCGAGUCUUGGUAUGCGGCCCCAAGGCAUCUGGAAAGUCCACCUUCAGUCGCUACUUGUUGAACCAUGUGCUCAGCCCGGCGCCUGACACCGAGAAUGGAUUUGUCAACACCGAUGGUGUUGCCUUCCUGGACCUCGACCCAGGGCAGCCUGAAUUUGCUCCCAUGGGCCAGGUCUAUCUCGCUCAUCUGCGGACCCCCUUCUUCGGACCUCCAUUUGCUCAUCCAUCCCUCGACAACCCACGCGAUGGCCAAAUAGUACGAGCCCACCAUAUUGGAUCAACUUCGCCUAAGGAAGAUCCCGACCACUACGCACUAGCUGUGAUGGAUUUAUUGAGCCAGUACCGCUCGCUUUUGUCACAAUACCCUCAGUGCCCGCUGAUCGUCAAUUAUCCCGGAUGGAUCUUUGGACAGGGUCUGGAGGUGGCUACCUGGUUGAUCCAGUGCUUAGGCUUGUCAGAUGUUGUUUACAUGAGUGAAAAGGGUCCUACAGAGGUCGUGGACCCCUUGAGCUUUGCUGCCAACAAAGCUCAGGUUCCCUUAACGAUUCUGCCCUCUCAGCCUACAGAUUUUGUGAGCCGUUCCAGCGCUCAAUUGCGCUCCAUGCAAAUACAGUCAUACUUCCACAACUCUCAACCCACCGACCUCAGCAACCCUCUCUGGCAAGAGGAACCACUCUCCCGCACGAGGCCACUUGCUGUGGACUACGCUGGCUCGAAGCAAGGCAUUCUGGGUAUCAUGGUCCUGGGAUCCCAAAUCAGCCCUGAUAUGCUGCGGGAAGUACUUGAGGGAGCUAUUGUCGGUGUGACAGCUGUGGAAUCCCCCAGCGCAAUUAUUGGAGAAGUUUCUGCUCAAGAUUCCUUGGAAGAAGAAGAAGAAGAAGAAGAAGAAGAUGAUGAUGAUGAAAAUGAUUCUGACCCGGAGCAUGUUAAUAUGAAUGCCAAUGAGCAAAUUGGAAGCGGUACUACCACUUCUUUCGAGACCAACGGUGUCAUCAGGACAAAAGAGGGUCUUCCUUACCUCUUUGUUGGUUCUGGAAGCUGCACUCCCUUGGAUCCGAAGGCAUCUAAUUGCCUUGGUCUGGCUUUGGUUCGCUCGGUCAACGUUACUUCGCAGAAGAUCGAGCUCUCUACUCCUAUUCCCUCUACGCGUCUACGGGAUGCUAUCGAGCGAGGACACCAGCUCGUGCUUGUUCGUGGCCAAUUAGACAACCCCAACUGGUCUAUCAGCGAAGAGUACCACGCUGCAAGGGCCGCUGAACGGCGCUAUCAGGAGUCAAUUGCCGAGGCAAAGCAGGGUGGUGACUUGCAGAAGAUCGAUAAGGCCAAUCCCAACCAAACGCUUUCUAUGCUUCGUGAGAGGAUUCGUCGUGCUAGCAAUGUCCCUUGGAUGACAGUUGUGGAGGAUAAUAGCCGGCGACAGCGUGAGGCUGCCGCUCGACGUGAAAAGUCGCUGUGGAAGCUGAGGAAGAAGGCCUACCCAGGCAGUGAGAGCGAGACUGACUGGUAG
Messenger RNA from Penicillium atrosanguineum, 2475 nucleotides. RefSeq lists its product as uncharacterized. Gene Ontology annotation, biological process: cleavage in ITS2 between 5.8S rRNA and LSU-rRNA of tricistronic rRNA transcript (SSU-rRNA, 5.8S rRNA, LSU-rRNA). Gene Ontology annotation, molecular function: polynucleotide 5'-hydroxyl-kinase activity. Bases 1 to 2475 code for a protein of 824 amino acids. The record is from RefSeq and is a predicted model, not a curated record. The transcript is spliced from 4 exons. Gene Ontology annotation, cellular component: nucleus. Lineage: Eukaryota; Fungi; Ascomycota; Eurotiomycetes; Eurotiales; Aspergillaceae.